AUAUGGUCAAACAAUCCCCAUGAUUGACACGGUGUGGGGGAGGCCUCCCAGCCAGUUGCGGAUUUGCAACGGGAUCAUAUUUCUCGUUUCAUGAAGUGCAUGGUACGUAUGAAAGAUUCUACGCAGUUCCUGGCCAGUGGUUGACACUGCAAACGGUAAUCCGCUAAAUGUUCGUAAUAUACAUGACCGAUUCCACAAGUCGGGAACCGCCAACUUUUCUCUAGAGAAAAUUUGGAAUGAAUGCACCAAUUGGCACGCGUGAACGUACAAACCGCACACUGCGUGCUACUGGCCAGUGGGCAGGCACCUGCCAGCACCUACUCCAGUCUAAUUAAGUCUCCGUGUGGUCCAGCCUGUGCUAUAACACGGUAGUUGUGUUCCUGAAGAACACUGCGUUAUGGAAAUAUUGUGUUAUAGGGUAAAGAACAGUCCGCGAUAACGCGUGAAAUGCGUACGCAGGCCGAACAAAGACUGAGGCGCAUGGAUAGCACCUGGGAGCAUCUAGCAGCAUCCCAAAGCCUUGUGUGACGUUACGCCGAGACAGCCGUUCGACCGCUUAUUCCUCAUGCGACGUAGUUCUGUCCGCUCGAUCGCGUUAUAUCCAAUUCGCAUCCGUGUUAUAAAAAAGUGUUCCCAAAUACAUUCGCCGUGUUUUAUCCAAUUCGCGUUAUGAAAACAACACGCGGCGUGGUAGCAGAAUUGACUGGACGUGUUUCAGCUAAAGGUGCAGCCCUGCAAUUGCUCGCUCGUUCCACCGGUGGUGGAAAAAGCCUCCGCUAGACUGACCAGAAGAUGGAAGACGAGAGCAUACCCACAUGUGACCCCCACCAAGUGAAUAACUUGCCAGUUUACUUUAACUGCGGGGUACACAUUGUGCUGCUGCGUGGACAGAAACAGUUCCCUUUCUCGGUUAAAAAGGUAAAAUGUUAUGUUCAUUGUACAUGACAUUGCUACACGUGGGGGAAGUUGGAAACAGUUUUUAUUUGACCGUUUUGUUUUCCACUCGGUCAUAGGCAAUGCAAAUAAAACCGGGUUUGGCAACCCGAAUCGAUACGAACGACACAAGAGUGGGAGCCAAUGCAGAAAACGCGUCUCGGAGGACAUCCACAGCAGAGAUGGAGGGAUGAGCUCGGCUCCCGUGUAAGGGCUAGAGCCUUUGUAAAACACGUUAAUUGUUGCAUCACAAGGCCACGAGGGAUGGCAACUAAAACUACACUUAGUUUAUUUUACCAGGUCAGGCCCCACUGAGCUCAUUUUGAGAAGCGACCUGGCUACAAACGAUAGCUCGACGAAGCGGCUUAUCUGUGUGGACAUUUACAGCGGUCAAAUACAGUACUCAGUAAAUGCACGCUUCUGAACGUGUAAGGAAACCCCAGAGCACCCCGAGAAAAAUCCACGCGACCACGGAGAGACGAAAACUUCAAAUAUACAGCAGGCGUGCAACAACUUUGGGGAGGCCUUCAUCCAGCAGUGGGUAGAUCAGAGCGCAUGCAAUUGACGGUUGCGUGCGAUAUUACGGCUCUCAUUUAAAUGUUUCACAUCCAGCGUUCCAUGUAAGUGAAGUAUAAGCAGAGACUGGGCACCCUAGACGCCUUUACAUCGGUCGCACAAAUCCCUUCUUGCGUCUUGCAGGAAGGGAUUUGGGAAAUGGAACUGCCAGGGCUCCAGCAGCCGCUGUGGCGACAUUCCUGCGGUGACUCCGUCUCCUGCCAGCAGGUGGAGGCAGCCUCAUCAAUUGCAAGUGCGCACGUUAACACAAAUAAUGAGGUAAUGGUAUCACGAGACGCACUUAAGAUGUAAACCAAACACGCGUCCAACGUACAGCGUACGUUGCACUGUAUUUAUAUGCUGUUUAUUUAACUGCGUCAUUGUUUGGUUAGGAACUAAGCUUGUUUUCUCUUUUUAAGAAUCGUCGCCAAUCGGCAAUGAUCGAUCCACUGCUGGAUGAGAGCCUCCCGCCUGCCGUCGCCACCCCCAUGGUUAACGUUUGUUGUGUUUUUUCUCACUCCGAGUCGACUACAGUGAGGUUUGAGCCAUGUCCGAAUGAAUGUUAACAGCAACUGCGUAGAAUCGGGCUGAAAUCUUCGGGUAUUUUACCACCACCACCACCACUACCCAUCAUCAUGAUGAACAAAGGCUGUGUUUCAUUUCUACGGAAGCGUUACAUUCCUCAGGCUAAAGGUAAUGUUAUUGGCGACCGUGGUAAAGUACUAUACUUUAGGCCAAUACUUUCCAUUAAUCCCCAGAGUCCCAGCUUAAACAUUUGGCGUAUAACGAGCCUUGUCCAAUUCCAUGAAUUGCUGCGAUUCGGGCAGGGCUGGAGGGACAUUCACAUUCAUUGUGGCGGUUGUAAUUUAGACGUAAUAUCUACACAAUCAUGUGUCAGGAAAUAUAUCACUAAGAUUACGCACCUACUAACCGUACUAUUUGAAUCUCCGGACGUUUUGGCAGUCAACCGUGAGGAGGUCUCUUGCCAAUCAUGAGAGAAGUACCAUGCCAAUCACGACGUCCCCAUGAUUGGCCGUCGAAACGUCCGCAGACGAAAAUGCUCCAGCUGGAAGGCGCGCCAUCUCUGCGCGAGAUGUCUCACGAUUGUUUGGAUGUUCCAUCACGAUUCAAGCCACAGAUCGAUCGUCGUUUUUCCCUCGCGGUGCCUGUAAGAAUCUAACUGUGGUGUGAAUCUGAAUUCUACUACAGUGAUGUGAAUAUGUAACAUUUAUAAUUGCGUGAAUCUAAAGCUAGUAUAUAGUAGCAUUAACCACUGGAGUCUAUCGGGGGUAUAAGUUUGUCAUCUACAGAGGUGUGAAUCUAUUUUAUGAACAGUGGUUUGUGAAUAUUUAGGCUACAGUCGUGUACAUCUGGAGAGGCCUACGCCUCCUUUGAAAAACAAACACUUUUAAUCGCAAUGGGUACAUAUAUGAGUAUAAACGAAGCAAUCCAUUUUAUCUUCGUUACUAUCGUCAUCGUGAAUAUUAUUAAUCCAGCAUGGUGUGUGUGUGUCGACUCUAUACAGUGGCAUGCAUCCACGGGAAAGCCUGGCGACCAAUAAACGAUAACGUGUAACAGCCACAAACGAACACGAAUCUGCAAUAAUCGACUAAACGUCUUAAGAAUGCAACGAAAAAACCUUGACUUAAAGCUUUCGUGACUGCAGGAAUUCAUAUUCUUUGGGUCUUUCGGUACGUGACUUUACUUUACCGAAAGACCCAAAGAAAAAUACAACGGAGACCCUCACCCCCAUCCAUCAAUCAAUGCACGCCUGGCCACGUGAAUCAACACUGCCCCCCUUGUCAAGUCCCCGCCCACCGAUCAGCUGAUUUCCCCCACGCGCCCCUGGCCACAAGCCCCGCCCCAACACACGCGAUUACAAAUCCUACCACGUUUAAGCAUCGGCGCAAGCCCCACCCCUGAACAGCCGGCGUCCAAUGGCAGCGCGCGGAAGCAGCUUAUCGCGAGUGGGCAAUGCAAAGAGGGGGUGGUGGUUAGCGAGCGCGUUAUAUAUAGCGGGCGGAGCCGCCGUGUUAUUGUUCCCGAGAUGCCUUGCGACGCGUUGAGCUGUCGCUAAGGGCCGCCUCAUUCCCCCCGGCUCCGCCGCCGCCACCACCACCAUAGUGCGCUCGCUGCGAUCGCAAUCCCUCAUGGGCGCGACGAUCCCGCUCACAAAAACAAUAUAAAGUUAGGAAAAUCGGCCGCGCUCCGCCGCGACCGCGGCGACUUUUGUCGCCGACACGAGCGAGCCCUGCGGCGAGGAUGGCGAGCGAUUCUCCGGCGAGGAGUCUGGACGACAUUGAUCUGGCGGCUCUGCGGGAGCCUGCCGGGAUAUUUGAGUUGGUGGAAGUCGUGGGGAAUGGAACGUACGGGCAAGUGUACAAGGGGCGUCAUGUGAAGACAGGACAGCUGGCAGCCAUCAAGGUCAUGGAUGUCACGGAGGACGAGGAGGAGGAGAUAAAGCUGGAGAUCAACAUGCUAAAGAAGUACUCGCACCACCGCAACAUCGCCACCUACUAUGGGGCCUUCAUCAAGAAGAGCCCUCCGGGACACGAUGACCAGCUCUGGCUGGUGAUGGAGUUCUGCGGCGCGGGCUCUGUGACCGACCUGGUGAAGAACACAAAGGGCAACUCUCUCAAGGAGGACUGGAUCGCCUACAUCUGCAGAGAGAUCCUGCGGGGCCUGUCCCACCUGCACGCCCACCGGGUCAUCCACCGUGACAUCAAGGGACAGAACGUGCUGCUCACCGAGAAUGCCGAAGUCAAACUGGUCGAUUUUGGCGUGAGCGCUCAGCUGGACCGCACGGUCGGCCGCAGGAACACGUUCAUCGGGACGCCCUACUGGAUGGCGCCCGAGGUGAUCGCCUGCGACGAGAACCCAGACGCCACCUACGACUACAGAAGCGAUUUGUGGUCCCUCGGAGUCACCGCGAUAGAGAUGGCAGAAGGCGCCCCACCCUUGUGCGACAUGCACCCAAUGAGGGCUCUCUUCCUGAUCCCACGGAACCCGCCGCCCAGGCUCAAAUCCAAGAAGUGGUCCAAGCGAUUCUUGAGUUUCGCGGAGAGCUGCCUGGUGAAGAACUACCUGCAGCGCCUGCCGACCGAGCAGCUGCUGAAGCACCCCUUCAUCCGCGAGCAACCCAACGAGCGGCAGGUCCGCAUCCAGCUCAAGGACCACAUCGACCGCACGCGCAAGAAGCGCGGGGAGAAAGACGAGACGGAGUACGAGUACAGUGGGAGCGAGGAGGAGGACGAGGAGGCGCAAAAUCAGGAAGGAGAGCCGAGCUCGAUCGUGAACGUCGCCGGCGAGUCGACGCUGCGGCGCGACUUCCUGCGCCUGCAGCAGCGCGGAGACGGGCGAGAGGCAGCCGAGGUGCAGCGCCGGCAGCUGGAGAUGCUGGCGCGACAGCAGCAAAGCGAGAACGACGGCCGCAAGCAGCACCUGCUGGCCGAGCGCCAGAAGCGUAUCGAGUACCAGCGGCAGCAGCGGCGGCAGAUGGAGGAGAAGCAGAAGCGGGCACGCGAGCAGUCCCGGCUGCAGGAGAAGGAGCUGCGGAGACGGAACCCGGAACCGGGUUUGGAACACGGCCAGCAGCAGCAGCAGCAGAGGUUGCGCGCGGAUGCGGAGGAGGAGCGGCGGCGGCAGGCGGAGCGCGAGCAGCAGGAUCACAUCCGACAGCAGUUAGAGGAGGAGCACAGGCAGUUAGAGAUGCUACAGCAGCAGCUGCUCCAGGAACAGGCUUUGCUUUUGCGGGAGCACAAGCGCAAGCAGACGGACGAGCCCCCCGAGCUUGAGCAGGAGGAGCGCCAGGCCCAGUUGCUGCAGCAGCAACUCAAACAAGAACAGCGCUAUCUACUGUCCCUGCAGAAGCAGCAGCAAGCAGAGCAGCAGCGCGUUGCCGCUGCCCCCGGGCCCGACAGGCAGAGGCAGCAAGCGGCGGCGGCGGCGGCGCAGUACCACUACUUGGAGGGGAAGAGCUGCCCAGACAAGCCGGCAUGGGCCAAGCAGAGUCCAGACGUGCCGCCGCAGGCAAGGCCAAGUCAGGUGGAGGAUCGCUCGAAGCAGAACCGCAAGAUGCCCGUGGCGGCGGCUGCCGGGGGACAGCGAGCAUCACAGCCGGACGUGUUCGCCGUGGCGGCACCGCAGGGACCAGCAGCGCCGUCCGCCUUCCACAGGGGCCCCGAGUCGCAGCACCAGCAGGUGCAGGUCGCGCACCGCGUGCCGCUGCGGCAGCAGGGCUCUGGCCCCAUGCCACGCUCGCAGUCGGUGCCUGAGGAGGACCUCGUGGCGGCCGCCCCGAGCGCUCCCCCCGUGGCCUCACUCGGCAACGGCGCCGCCCCCGCCGCGGCCAGCCCCCGGCAUCCCGCCGCUCCCGUGGGCCCCGGAGGCCCGGAGCAGUUACUGGCACGGAGCAGAACCGAGUGGGAGGAUCUGACGGCCAAGGUGCCGGUGCGAGCCGGGCUCGUCUCGCCCAAGCUGGGCCGCAGAAACUCGCCCAGCCACCUCCCGGGGCUCACGCCACGCCACGUUCGCCAGGCCAGUGCCGGCAGUGCCUUGGAGGCGAGAGCGGCAGGGAUCGUGCAGCACCAGCAGCCGCACAAGUUCGGCAGCGGUGGCUCGUCCAGCUCCGGAUCCGGAUCGCACUCCGGCUCCAGCACGCCGGGAUCCCGACCGGGGUCGCAGCCGGGUUCACAGCCCGGGUCUCAGCCCGGCUCGCAGCCCGGGUCUCGUGAGCGCAACCAGAGCAGAGGUGCUGCCCUUCAGGUUGAAGCGUCGAGCAACCCUGAACCGUUACCGGUUACUCAAGCGGAGCGACCCGAGUUUACGCGACCGAUGAGACCGCCGAGCUAUACAAAAGCUAUCUCCGAGGUCCUGUCAGACACCGGGCGGGUGGCGCAGAAGUCGACGGAGUACUCCUCGUCGAGCGACGAGUCCGCCGACUCGGACCAGGAGGAGGACGACGAGGAGGAGGAGGACGCAGAGGAGGAGGCGGAGGGCCGGCGACGCGAUGGCACCAUCCCGGUGCACGGCAUGUCGAGACAAAUGCGUCCCACGAACGACACGGACACCUUGGUGGUGCACGACGAGACGGGGCUCCCCUCGCAGGACCCCUCCGGCGACGGCACUCUGAUCGUUCACGAGAACGAGAAGAAGCGCGUGGUGCACGCCGACAGCAACGGCAUGGCCGGCCGCAGCGGGGCCCUGCCAGACCUCCUCCCGCAGAACCCCAGCGCUCAGGGCCCCCACGGCCCCCACUCGGCGGCGUUCAAGGCCGUGCCCUACCCCCCCGGCUCGGAGGAGGAGGAGUUCCUGCAGGUGGGCGUCUCCCGCAUGCCGCAGAAGAACAUCUCCACCUCGUCGUUCACGUCGUACGUGCUGCCCAGCAACGGCGCCUUUCAGCCCUCGCCCUCAAACCUCUCCUCCAUCUCCGCCGCAUCCCAGGCAUCGCAGAUAAACGCGGCUCAGAGAGAGCGGCGUAAGGGCUCCAUGGUGAACGUGAACCCGACCAACACGAGGCCGCACAGCGACGCGCCCGAGAUCCGCAAGUACAAGAAGCGCUUCAACUCGGAGAUCCUGUGCGCCGCGCUCUGGGGCGUGAACCUGCUGGUGGGCACGGAGAACGGACUGCUGCUGUUGGACCGCAGCGGGCAGGGCAAGGUCUACCCGCUCAUCAGCCGCCGCCGCUUCCACCAGAUGGACGUGCUGGAGGGGCUCAACAUCCUCGUCACCAUCUCCGGCAAGAAGAACAAGCUGCGAGUCUACUACCUGUCGUGGCUGCGCAACAAGAUCUUGCACAACGACCCCGAGGUGGAGAAGAAGCAGGGGUGGACCACCGUCGGUGACCUGGAGAGCUGUGUGCACUACAAAGUCGUGAAAUACGAGCGAAUCCGCUUCCUGGUGAUUGCGCUCAAGACCUCUGUGGAGGUGUACGCCUGGGCCCCCAAGCCCUACCACAAGUUCAUGGCUUUCAAGUCGUUCUGCGAUCUGGCACACAAGCCGCAGCUGGUGGACCUCACCGUCGAGGAGUCGCAGCGGCUCAAGGUGAUCUAUGGCUCCAACGCCGGCUUCCACGCCAUCGACGUCGACACGGGAAACUUCUACAACGUCUACCUCCCCACGCACAUCCAGGGGAACGUGAUUCCGUACUCCGUCAUCGUGCUGCCCAACACUGACGGCAUGGAGCUGCUGCUGUGCUACGAGGACGAGGGCGUCUACGUGAACACCUACGGGCGCAUCACCAAGGACGUGGUGCUGCAGUGGGGAGAGAUGCCCACCUCCGUCGCCUACAUUCGGUCGAACCAGAUCAUGGGCUGGGGCGAGAAGGCCAUCGAGAUCCGCGCGGUGGAGACGGGCCACCUCGACGGCGUCUUCAUGCACAAGCGUGCGCAGAGACUCAAGUUCCUGUGCGAGAGGAACGACAAGGUGUUCUUCGCGUCGGUGCGAUCUGGCGGGACCAGCCAGGUCUACUUCAUGACCCUCAACCGGAGUUCCAUAAUGAAUUGGUAGCCCUUGGACACUUGCCAGGUUUUAUGGGAUGUGUCCAGGGGGUGAUAUAUCAGCGAGGAUUUUUUUUUUCUUUUCUCACCGAAAAUUAAAUAAAAGUGCAGCGGCACUUUUGAUCCAUGCACCCCCCUCCCCCCGAACCAAUCCCUCUUAAGAUCAUCCGGUCACGAAGAGGGGGGAGUGAGAACGGUUUAAUCAACGACGGUUGGAUGCAGGAGGUAAAGACACUUCAGUGGCGUCGCCGCUAUUGCGCUUAUCUCCCCGCGAUAGAAUGCGGGAAUGAACCUGUGCACAUGCAUGCACGGAGCGCGACAACCCCGCAGCUGCGGUAACUUUUAAGAGUCGGGAUUGUGAGUUUUUACAAAUCGAUGUGCUCGGCCACGCUUUGCACACGAACCCCAAUGGCUCUGAUGCGCCCAGAUGUCUUAGCAGGGGUGUUUUUUUAAAGUAAUUUUUUUGUUAUCAUAUAGCCUACACCAUUUCUUUCAUGGAUUCUUUUUUUUUCCCCCCAUCCCUCUAAAUCUUGUCUUCGGAGCGAGUGGGAAUUUCGGCCGUCACAUUGUGGUUGUAGAAGCGCCGUUAACACCGUAGCAGAUUACUUUAUUUUUUCAUGUAUGCGCUCACUUCCUGAAAAAACGAAGGAAUUGGUCCAUGACAGGUUUUAGAAGGCUGAAACUUCGUGCUUCUGCCAUAGGGGUUUGCAAGUGUAGCUAUAAUUAGGGAUGUUUUGUAUUCAACAGAAUAUUUUGCUUAUUUUUUGCACAUGUGGCAAUAAGAGAUGUUAUAUUUGUGUGAAAUGGUAAUGACUAACAAUGGUGUGGACUGGGAGUGGCUAACUAUGGACAGUCAUAAUGCAACAAUGUUGUUGGAACUCAACCAUUAAUUAUCCGCACCUUGCAUUAAAAAAGCCCUGGCCCUAGUAUAUAAAUAUUAACACAUGAAUAAAAGACGCAAUCUCAGCCGGUAAUAGUUGAAUUUAUUGGACAUUGAUAUAAAGGUUUUUCGAUCAUAGAAAAAUGUAUUGCAGCAAAAUAGUCUAGAAAGCAGCCGAGGCGACGGACAUUUCCAAUAAUAUUUUUUGGAAAAUCAAGUCCCAUAUCCUUUAUCUCAUUCACAAAGUCUCAACGCCCUCUUUGCUGAGAAACGUUAAGGGAAAGAAUCGGCGAAUUCUCAGACCAAGUCUUGAUUGAGUGACUGCAUCAAAUGGAUGAACGUACCUUCUGCGGCUGAACAUCCCUUCUGGGGGACAGUGCACACUCGUUUGAUACGCACCCCCCCCCACCGCACGCUCUUAUCCAGCCACGAUUGAUAGCAGCGCAUGAGCAGGACUUCACCGAAGAUGUCUACGGAUCGAUUGCAAAGCAAAAGCUGGUCCUAAGCGAUUGUAGGAUCUUGUCAUUGUGAGGAUGAAAUGAAUAUCCCUAGACUGUAAUCAUGCUUCAGACUGGCCUCUGCCAUGGUAAUGUAGAAUUUCCAUCCCUUGCUCAGGGCCGCCAGUGCACACCACCGCAUUGCUCGUCAGGGCAGGGAGACAGACUGAUAUUCGCUCGCAAUGGCGACAAUUACAUUGCGUUCUUGCCGCAACGGUUUACUGGCUAUUGUGACGGGCUAAGCACGAGGGGAUAUUUACGAUUUUAUUACAAGCGCUCAGUAAUGUUAGUGUACUCGGCAAAACCCCAUGAGCGCAAGUGGUAACGUUUCACUCAGCCUACUUAAUGGAGCGAUGAUUUCUGUGCUUAAAGUUCCAUUGCCUGGCUCCGGUUUGUUACCUUAUUUUACAAACUGGAACAUGCGCUUUCUACUGUGAAACAUAUUACUCUGCUGCUUUGCAGACCCUAGUUAGCCCCUUUAUAACAACACUGAGCGUAAUAGCUUCCUAUCUUCUGGAUAAACAAUUUCGUGGGGAGGGCUUCAUUUUACAUUUGGUUCGAUAAUGUAGUGUACCAUUCUGUUAACGUUUAAAAAUAGCAUUGAAGUAAGUUUUACACCCUACUUUGAUAGGUCAUUAACAAUCAGGUUAAUGCAAAAACUGAAUACGUUAAAUAACGUAUCGACUGUUGUAAUGGAGAUAUUAUGUGCCUUUUUUCCUGCAGACUCUGUAGCCAUCCCCAAGUAGGGUAGCGAUGUUUUUUGCGCGACCGAUUUAAAUCGUAAGUUUUUCAUUGACUUUACGCAGAGCUGUCGGCCAAAACAUUGCCUGGUUUGUAGCUUUGUUUUGCUUUACCUAUAAGGACAAUAUUAAGUCCCCAUUAUAUCAAUCACACUGUCUCUUGCACUUAACGCUUAAGUUAAGUGACGCUAGGUUUAACUUGAAAGCAAUCUUAUUUGUGUGUAGGCUGUGCCUAUAUUAGUGGAUGUAUUUUGCAAUUAUUUAAAACUUAUUUCGGACAUACGAAAGCUGAGCAAACGUGAGAGGCGUUUGCUUGUCUGUGCUUUACUGUUCUUGCCAACCCUAAUAGCAACUUUGUAAGUGGUUCACACACACAGCCAGAUUAGGGCCAUAAAAAAUAUACUUACAUUUUUGGUUCUAAGAAAUCAUGGAGCACAUUUUUCUAUAAACUGGAACAAAUUAUAGGUGAAAGGGAGAUGAAUAUCAAUGAUAGGUUUUUCCCCUUCUGGCAACAAAACAGGUGUUAAAAUGUAAAAACACCAAACGGAAACCUUUUCCAAGGAAUCAUGUCUGCAUUAACCAUAAUGCUUGUGGUCAGAAUGCAAACAAAAAACACUGAUAGUAUAUGCAUUGUCCUUUAAAUUGAUUGGUCCACAAGGUUUUGUGUUUUAACAUCUUAAGACCUGUUUUGCCAGAAAAAAGGGGGAAAACCCUAUUAUCAUAUUUUGGUACUGGGAAAGGAGGUCCCAUGAUGAAUAUCAAUAUUUUUUAUUGUCAAUUAAAAUAAAACGCACCUUUUGAGCCAUGUUUUAAAAUAUAUAAAAAUGUAAGAUAUAAUUUUAAAAUGAUUAACACACCAUCCCAACGUGGGAAAAUUUAAAUGAUUAAAUAUAUACAAAUUUCCCUUGUGACUUCUUGGCAUACUAUAUACAUAUAAAGAUAUGAAAAUCACCAGUGCCUCAGGACCUAGACUUAUGUUUUUUAUGGCCUUAGUGUAAUCUAUUGGAGAUGUCCACGUGGCUGCAUUGUUCCUCGUCAUUGUUGGUAGUCGAGGGAUCAGGGCCUUGCUACUGUUUUAAAUCACGCUCCUUGUCAAGUCCAAAAGCCGUUCAAUUGGUAGUCCAAGUAUUUCGCACCGUCAGAAGCCAUAACAUAACAUGCUUUUAGUGUGUCUCUACAAUGCAAAGUGAAGCACUCGUAACAAUAAUUUUGUUACAUUUUUUUUACAUUGCAGCACUAAUGUGCAUUCAUUAAAAAUAUAGAACAAAACAGUUCAAACCCACAGGAGGUGGGGCUCAUGUUAAGAGUUCAUUUAAAAUCCCAGGUGUGUGCUUGUAUGUGAUGCUUUUACCUGCUUGCGUGUGCUUCGCGCAACUAAUCGUGGUGUCUGUUGCACAUGUUCCCGGUGAAACCUGGCCAAUGAGCUUGGCACUGCGGCACUGAAAACAAACUGAAAACUCGCGGCCGCUUGGGAGAGCCAUCGACGAGCUGCAAAAAGCCAACGUUGGCUAAACCUGUGCAGCAUCUUCGAAAUGGCUCUUUUAAUUCAUUUCCUGUUGUGCAAAUGCAUUUUUUUUCCUCGCUCUCCCCAGAUUAAAUAAUGUUUUGACAAGUAGAUAAUGCCAUAAGAGAGUGUGGGCUUCUUCCAGCAUGUGAACUCGAGUGGGGGCUGUGGGCAGGUGGCAGGGGGGGGGGGGGGUAGCAUUUGCGUAUAAACUUCGUUUUUGCAGCUGUCCUUUGGCUCGCGUGCGCAUGUGUUGCGAAGCCCAAGGCGGAAGGUUGCCGUUGCUGCACAGUUGCUUGGUACACCAUUGCUGUUUUUGGCAUCGGCUCCACCGCCAAACGACACACGAUGGGGUCGCGGCGACGGGAACGGUGCGCGGGAGGGAGGAAAGUUUAAAAAAAUGCCCUCUCCAAGGUUGCACUUUUGCCACUCGGUACGACGGAGCGGCGUCACUCGCCCUCUCCUCACACGGCUGCGCCAAGUCAUUAUUUUCAUACGACAGGUUCCCACGACAGCUCGAUUGGCUGCAGACCAUAUGCAUAAUGAGAAAAAAUGUUUUAAAGAUGCAUACAAGCGAGCGGCACUUCAUUGUUUCCGAGGGCAAAAUGUAGUUGUCAAUUUUAGCCCUUGUGACCUCCCCACCCACUCCCCGAUUGUAGAUGGUGAGCUGCCCUUGAUUAUAGUGAUAUCCUGCCAUUGAUUUCUCUUUAGGGCUACAGCCGGUGCUGGACCUCGAUGUCAAUGUCCACCGGUCCAUAGCUGCACUGAACAGCUGCGUUCACCCCCACUCCACACGGGUGGCUUGCACAGCUGCCAGCCCAGUACCAGACUCGAAUUGCUUCACCCGAGCCGUUACACUUCCUAUAUGGUCUCUCCCACCCUGACUCUCGCCGUCUCAUCUACCUUGGUGGAACGUGUUUAAGCAUAUUUCUGCACAUUAUUUUCAUUCUUGAGGUAUUUAUGAAUUCGGUUAAGUUAAAUCUUGACUUAAAGCAUUCGUGACUGCAGGAAUACAUAUUAUAUGGGUUUUUCGGUAAAGCCACGUAGAUAGAAAAAUACAAAUCACGACGUUUCGAUCGCAUCACAAGCAAUCGUCUUGAAGACAUGUUGCGCUCGUGAUAUUUGUAUUAUUUUUCUAUCUACGUGGCUUUACUGAAAGACCCAUAGAAUAAGGUUAAGUUAAUUUGCGAUGCUUAAUUUUUUUUACACCUUUCCAUUUCGACUGAGUUUCAACAGUAGGCUGUAAUCAAGUUAAGUUAUUUGUAUGCAUACAAUUUAUCAAAACAAAUUGUAGGAAUGUGUUUACAGCUGUGUAGGUUCAAUGUUUUGUUGUAAUAGUUUAAAUGUUGGUAUUUAUGUUGUAAAGCAUAUAUAAUUUUAAUAAUCAUGCAUUACUUUUAAGUUGAUACUACUAACGUACCAUAAGAUAUCCCUAUAUUUCAGAAUUUGAUAAGGAACUUUUAUCCCUUUCAAAAAGUUGAAUUAAGAAUAAACAUUGAAAACUUUGAAAACUUGUGUAAUAAAGUCCUGCAUUAAAACCCUGUAAAAUGCCACAAAUUUCCACAUGUUGUCUUGGAAGUAAAAAAAACCUUGCAAUAUC
This is a messenger RNA of Petromyzon marinus (sea lamprey), 13206 nucleotides long. RefSeq names its product mitogen-activated protein kinase kinase kinase kinase 4-like. Gene Ontology annotation, biological process: protein phosphorylation. Lineage: Eukaryota; Metazoa; Chordata; Hyperoartia; Petromyzontiformes; Petromyzontidae. Gene Ontology annotation, cellular component: cytosol. Gene Ontology annotation, molecular function: protein kinase activity; ATP binding. The record is from RefSeq and is a predicted model, not a curated record.